ACAAAGAUCCUUAUGUGGAAAAAUUUGGUGAAGCAGUAAACGUUAUAAAUAGUAAGCAGGAGCUUAUUCACAUGCGGUACAUUUUAAAUGAAAGGAGAAUUAUAGAUGUGUACGUUGAGCAUGUCUAUGAUGAGCCAGACAUUUUGGAUUUGCUUGAAGAUGGCACUGUUCUGCAAGAACCAGUUGAUGAAGGUAUAAUGGACAUUGGGGAAGGUUGUGCGACACAAAAUUCACAACCAGCCCCAAAUUUUCAUGAAGCUCCAGAAACAGCAGCUAAAGGUGAUGUUGAUGAAACAGACGCAAUGCAUGGAGAUGAUGAGGAUAGUGGGGAAGGUUGUGUGACACAAUAUUCACAACCAGCCCCAAAUUUUCAUGAAGCUCCAGAAACAACUGAAGGUGACGCUGAUGAAAUAGAUGUACUACAUGGAGGUGCUGCAACCCAAAAACAAGAUCAAGAGAAGAAUGAUCAUGAUGAUGAGGAUUUGCUUGAUAUUGUGCCUAGUGAUGCAGAUGAUGAGGAGGUGCUUGAAUCUAUUCGCAACAAAAGAAACAUAAAGCCAGUGCAAGUGCAAGAAAAAAUGCAGAUGGUGCUAGACCAAGCGGCACAGUCCAUGACUCCCCUACCACACUUUGAAAAUAGUGAAGAUGAAUUUGAGGUUUCUAGUGAUGAUUCAAGUGAGUACAAUGUUGCAAAUGAACAUGAACUUGAAGAAGAAGAAGAAGAAGAUGUAAGAACUACUAAAAGUAGUGAUUUAUGGUUUAAUCCUUCAUGGACUACUAUUUGGUUUGAGGUAGGGAUGAGGUUUGAGCAUGUAGCACAGUUUAAGGAGGCUAUAGCUACGUACCAAAUUCAAAAAGGCUGUAGGUUGAAACUUGUUGAAAGUGACCCCACCAGGCAGAGAAUUCACUGUGUUGAUCAACAGUGCAAUUGGAGUAUCUUUGCUAGUUUUGAUAAAAAUGACAAGACUUUUAAGGUGAAGACAUAUUGCAAGGAACACACUUGCUUUAGGAGUUUGAAGUCCGACAUGGUUGGGUUGAGGGUACUUGCAAAACACCAUAAGAAUAGAAUUUUUGCAGAUCUGCAGAUCAAAAUCAGUGAGGUAGUGAGAUUGUCUCAUUUAGAAUUAGGAAUUCAUGUUUCAAGGGAUAAGUGUAAACUAGCAAAGGAAAGGAUUAUAAAGGAGGUGAAGGAAACUCACACGAAGGAAUUUGCUCAGUUAAUAGGGUAUGUAGAAGAGCUGUUGAGAUUGUCCCCUCAAUCAAAUGUUCAAAUUGACAGUGAGCCACCCACAACUCCAGAGGGAAAACCUACGUUUAAAGGAAUUUAUGUGUGUCUAGAAAUAUGUAAGAAGGGUUUUCUACUGGGCUGUAGACCAGUAAUUGGAGUAGAUGCAUGUUUCCUCAAGGGGAUGUUUAAAGGAACUCUUUUGGCAGCUGUUGCAAGGGAUGGGAACAAUCCAAUGUCAAUGUAUGAAGGUCAAUUCAACAAAAACAUGGAGGAGAUCAGAAAUUUAACCGUGGAAGGUCAUGAUGCCUUAAAAUCAAUCCCACCAGAGUUGUGGUGCAAGGCAUUCUUUGACACAUCAUGUAAAUAUGAUGUGGUGGAUAACAACAUGAAUGAGACCUUCAACAAUUGGAUAAUGGAUGCCAGAAAGGUGAAGGUGGGACAGCUAGAAAAGAUGACAAAGGAAGGUGGACAAAUCACGUGGUCACUUUGCAAGCAACCUGGACACAACAAGAGGGGAUGCCCCAAAAGGCUAACUGAAAGUGAAUCUGGUCAAUCUGAUGGACUAGGAAGGAAGAAGAAGCACAGAUUUGGUGAAUACAUUAAUUCACCAGAAUUGAACCCUCAAGGUCUGCAAGGGGAGACUACUAUGAGACAUACCCAUCCUAGCCAAUUUCAUAAGGCACAGCCACCUUAGAAAUCAGCCAAGAAGAAAGGAUCAAGUGAAGCUUGAGGAAUGGUUCUUCUUUUCUUUUUUUCUUUUUCUUUUUUUUUUUUUUUUUGGUUUGAUGCAUGGGAAUAAAGAACUUUGGUUUAA
Messenger RNA from Rubroshorea leprosula, 2042 nucleotides. The record is from the annotation of a GenBank genome assembly. Lineage: Eukaryota; Viridiplantae; Streptophyta; Magnoliopsida; Malvales; Dipterocarpaceae.